AUGUCUGUUCCUACGAUCAAUUUUGCAACCCUGCAACCUGCCAUUGUAUGGAAGGUGAAUGCCGGGGCCGCACAUCUUAUUGGACCUCGCCAGAGUGGCUCGACUUUAAUCCAUUUUGAAACCCCCACUGGGACUAUCGAGACUGUGCCUGGUUUUGAACCCCAAUUCUCCGCCAAAGUCGUCUUUGGUGCCGACUGGCUUGAAUUCGACCCUGACAAGAAACAUGCGCGCAUUAACAUGAAGGCUGUUGCCACAACUGAUGAUGGCAAGGACAUCAGUUUCGGAUAUGAAGGCAUCAUAGAAUUGAAUGAGGCAGUGAUGAAGAUUUUCAACAUGGAGCCUGAUUCUGUCAGUGUUCCAUUCGGGUUCAGCACGGGAUCCCAUCAAUUCCAUAGUGGCGAUCCAGCCCUUAAGGAGCUACAGAACAUGACCCUGGUGGGCAAUGGACGUAUGCUGGUAGAUGAGGAAACGCGCGUUAUUACGGUGGAAUCUCGUAUCUCACGCGUGGUUCCUGCCACUGGAUUUGAUUAG
Messenger RNA from Penicillium samsonianum, 531 nucleotides. RefSeq names its product DUF3237 domain-containing protein. The coding region runs from base 1 to 531 and encodes 176 amino acids. Lineage: Eukaryota; Fungi; Ascomycota; Eurotiomycetes; Eurotiales; Aspergillaceae. The record is from RefSeq and is a predicted model, not a curated record. The transcript has 4 exons.